CGAAAUUUCGCCAAACUCAGCACCUUUAGAGACGACGUCUUCCCCGAUUCUUCAGCACCGCCUGAAAUUUCAAACCAAAUAAAAACAAAAAAUCUAAAAAACUCCGCAUUGCUCGACACGCCAGCUCCAAGACACAAAAACACAUUCCCCCGAAACAAUCGCUGCAAAAAUGCCGCCGAUAAUUCAAUCCGAUUUCCGCUCCGCUUUCCAAUUAGCAACCGCCUUUUGCAAUCUCAACCGCCGGUUCUCAUUCUCACGCGCCGCCUCCCUCCGCCGUCCUCCGACGUCGUUUCGCUCCUCGCCUUUGCGUAUCAGAGCGAGAGCGUUUUCAACAAACGGGAGAGAUAAAGAGUAUAAAGUGUCGAAUAAGCCGUCUAUUUGUACGGCCGAUGAGCUUCAUUAUAUUUCUGUUAACGCUUCCGAUUGGCGACUCGCUCUCUGGCGCUAUCUUCCAUCUCCUCAGGCUCCGAAGAGAAAUCAUCCUUUGUUGCUUUUAUCAGGAGUUGGAACUAAUGCCAUUGGUUAUGAUCUAUCACCCGAGGCUUCAUUUGCCCGCCACAUGUCGGGGCAAGGAUAUGACACAUGGAUUCUAGAAGUUCGGGGUGCUGGACUGAGCAUGGAAGCAUCAGAGGUGCAAGAGAUUGAAAAAACUGCUCAUGAAAAAUCUGAGCAGAUGGAAGAUGUUGCCGAAACGGCAACUGCCGGCGCUUCUGUAUCACAGUUGGAAGAUGUUGCCAAAACUGCAAUGGCCGGGGCUUCUUCUGCAUCAUCUGAACCAACUAAUGCUCAGGGUGACUCAACAAUGGUCAGGAUACCUGGCACUAAAGAAGAACACCCAAUGGGAGUACCUACUGUAUUUGAUGAAUCAAAACUGGUGACUAAGUUGACGGAAUUUUUUAUGAACCUAUCAGGAAGAGUUUCUGGGUUUUUAAGUGAAGGUCAUUCACAAAUUAUAGUGGCUAAAUUUUUUGAUCAGAUAUCUCAACUCUAUAAGGAGUCUUUUCUUUCAGAAGCAUUUAACGAAACAAGGGAAAAACUUUUAAGAUUGUUGGAAACAAAGCAAGACUCGGCUGUUGCCAGCCAAAUAAAGGAUCUGAGUCAAAAACUCAUAACCAUUAUUGAAGAAAGUGAGCGCACUGUUUCACCUCCAUUGAAUAAUUUGCAAGAGAGGUUCAUUAGCACUGUAGAAGAAAUCCAAAGACAAUUGGAGUUGAUUGUGAAGUAUGACUGGGACUUUGAUCAUUACCUGGAAGAAGAUGUUCCUGCUGCGAUGGAAUAUAUAAAGGCAUUGACUAAACCACAGGACGGUAAAUUACUUGCUGUUGGGCACUCCAUGGGUGGCAUCUUGCUUUAUGCUCUGCUGUCACGAUAUGGUCAUGAAGAAAGAGAAUCUGAUUUGGCAGCUAUAGUGACAUUGGCAUCCUCACUCGACUACAGAUCUUCUAAAUCAUCGCUGAAAUUACUUGUACCACUUGCUGAGCCCGCACAGGCCCUAAAUGUGCCAGCUGUUCCUUUGGGGGCAUUAUUGACAAUGGCAUUUCCACUGUCUUCGCGACCUCCUUAUGUGUUGUCUUGGCUCAAUCAUAUGAUAUCGGCUGAGGAUAUGAUGCACCCAAAGUUGUUAAAAAAGCUGAUUUUAAAUAAUUUUUGUACUAUACCAGCCAAACUUCUAUUGCAACUGGCUUCAGCUUUUCGAGAUGGUGGGCUUUGUGACAGAAGUGGUAAAUUCUUCUACAAAGACCAUCUCCAUAAAAGCAAUGUCCCUGUCUUGGCUAUAGCAGGAGAUAAAGACAUAAUAUGCCCAAUUGAAGCCGUACAUGACACUGUGAAGCUCAUACCCAAGAACUUGGUUACUUACAAAGUCUUUGGAGAGCCAGAAGGACCACAUUAUGCUCAUUAUGAUUUGGUGGGAGGUCGGCAGGCAGUUGAUCAAGUAUACCCCUGUAUAGCCAAUUUUCUUAACCAAAAUGAUGGUUGAGUUUCACUGUUUUUUGUUUGGCAAGCAAAACAGAAAUUCUACUUUUCUCUUGGGUAGAUGAGAAGAUAUUUGAUUAGAUAAUCCCAGAUAUAGAAACAGCCUUCCCCCACCCUACCCCAAGCAAGGGGCUUUCUUGUUUCUGUGCUCUUACAUUCAGAAGCAAGGUGUUCUGCUUCGAUUUUUAUUUAGUUGGUUUUUUACAUCUUGUCUGGGUCUGGACUUGAGGGUUUGAUCAUGUAUCAGUGAGCAAUGAGGUAUUGAGAAAAAUCAUGACCUUGACUCCUUAAUUCUGCUCAAGCUGUAAGAGAAAUCAAUCAAGUAAUCUACUUAAUGUACCAUAACACUUAUUGGUGUAUCUUAAUGCGGGAAGUUAUGCAUUUA
Daucus carota subsp. sativus is the source of this 2359-nucleotide messenger RNA. RefSeq lists its product as uncharacterized. The record is from RefSeq and is a predicted model, not a curated record. Bases 170 to 1978 code for a protein of 602 amino acids. NCBI's taxonomy places the organism in Eukaryota, Viridiplantae, Streptophyta, Magnoliopsida, Apiales, Apiaceae. The transcript is spliced from 9 exons.